Messenger RNA from Trichoderma virens Gv29-8, 2157 nucleotides. RefSeq lists its product as uncharacterized. Gene Ontology annotation, molecular function: zinc ion binding; DNA-binding transcription factor activity, RNA polymerase II-specific. The record is from RefSeq and is a predicted model, not a curated record. Gene Ontology annotation, biological process: regulation of DNA-templated transcription. Lineage: Eukaryota; Fungi; Ascomycota; Sordariomycetes; Hypocreales; Hypocreaceae. The transcript is spliced from 3 exons. Bases 1 to 2157 code for a protein of 718 amino acids.
AUGGGGUUGAAAUCGAGCCACAGAUACGGAAUCACUAGAGUCGAGCUUAUCGUUAACGAGACGCCAGGCUAUGUUGCAAGAUUCGCAAACUUGCUUGGAUUACAGCGAGUCCUCCGCAUUUGCAACACCUUGAUUAUGGCAUCAUCAAGUACGGGUAGCCGGCCCAAAAGGACGAUUACACGCACACGGACCGGAUGUUGGACAUGCCGCAACCGCCGCACCAAGUGCGAUGAGGAGAAGCCAGCCUGUCGCAACUGCACCCGCGUGGGCCUGCAUUGUGCGGGCUACGCGGUUCGUCUGGUCUUCCGCAACGACACGCAGAUGGUGAGCCGGAGGGCCGAGACCAGGACCGUUCGUCGCCAGCUUGAGGCAUCCCGCUCGCCCAUGUGUGAGAGCGAGCUGGCAGCAGAGGCAGAGACUGAGACGUCGAGCAGCAGCACGGCCGAGCCACAGCCGAGGCGGGCCAUCAACAACGUCGAUGCUCCGUCCCUGUUGCCGGCCCUCCCUGGAACUCCCAUUUCGCCGGCUUGUGAGGCCGAGAGGCCGUACGGAGAUUUCACCACGCCAACCCGACAUGGUGCCUCGCCGGAUGACCAAGGGCCGACCAGGACCGAUCCAGGGGUUGAACUCAUGCCUGACAGCCCGGCAUGGUUUGCCCAGCCGCCCAUGUCCUUCAGCCCAAUCGAGCCACUCAUCGAUGAUAGCGACCUGGAUAUUGACGUGCCUACCAACCGCUUCCCUCCCCAGCUGGCGCCCGUGUUCCGCGACAUCUGGGAGGGUGUGGGCUUCGGCCAUGCGGCGCUCAAGUACGCUUUGCUAGCACUGUCACCGCCACAGGACCCGCGCGGUAGGGCAGAGAUGCACAAGCGGCGGCAGCUCGAGCUGUACAGCCUGGCGCUGCAGGCAACGGCUCAAGGCUUGCCGUGUGCCAUGAGCGCGGCGCAGGCGGCGGUGCUGCUGGCAGUGCUGGCGCUGUUCCUGCAGAUCGAGAUCCGCAUCGGCUCCUUCAUUGGCGGUUACACACACGCCAAGCAGGCCGACCGCCUCGUUGUCGAGCACAUGAGCGGCCUGGCUUUGUGGCCGCUGGGCCGCCGGCUGCUGUGCGAAUGGGCCGCCAUCAAGAGCUGGUACUCGCUGCAAUGCGGCUCCUGGACCGAGGCGGCCUGUCUGGUGCCUCGGGAGGUGCGCCAGCCUCUGCUGCGUAUCAUCGGUUCUGACGGCGACGCUCACCAGAGCCUUCUCCCCUUGCUGUGCGAGGCCCAUAUGGUCUUUGUCCGCAUCCUCCUGGCUCGCCUGGUCGGCCCCGGCCCCGCCUAUCCGGCCUUUGCCGACUGGUGCCGGCAGCUUGAGCGCCUUCGGCCGGGCACGGCUCCCCGCCAUAGUCUAUACGGCACCGAACCCGGUUCCGGAUCAGAAGACGGCUCUCUGGCCCGCCUGGCCGAGCUGCAGGAUGAGCUGGACCACUGGCAUGACCGCCUGGCUCUGGACGAUCUGCCCGUGUACGGCACGACGGCGCGCAGCAAGACCCGCCGCAGUGUCGAGCCGUUGCGCUUCCGCUCGUAUAGCGCUGCAGCCAACUACCUGCGUUAUGCCGUGGCGCAGCUGCUGUGCUCGCGAAGCAACCUCGAUGCCUGCACAGGCGGCUGCCUCGCUCGAGGGAAUAUGAGGCGCCCAUAUGGUGACAGCAUCCAUGUUCCCUCUGACCCAAGUCCUGGCCCUGGCUUUGAUAUAUAUCAGCAGUCUGACCCUGAUCCCUGGGUUACGCUGGUCUUCCAAAUCAUUGCCGGCAUGGAUCCACAAGACUGCUUCGACGAAGACACCAGCUGCAUUGGCCCUGUGUGGGUUGUUGGUCGUCUCCUUCUGCUGUGUAGCCGCGAUGCCGACCUGCUCGACGCUGUGGCGCGCCUGGUGCCGCGUCUCGAGGGCAUCGGCGCCCGUCUGGGCUCCAUUUACCCUCCCUGGCUGCUGAAGCGCUUAGUCGCCUGCGUCCAGGCCGAGCGAGAGCGCAACCACGUCGUGCUCUACAUCCACCCCGAGUUUGGUCCUGCUGAGGAGUGGGUGACGUUCUACACUGCACCGGUUGCCUUCAGGGCAUUGCUUGUCGGCCGUCUGAUUGAUACGGGAGCGGCAUUUUACGAAAUUGUGAAUAUUAUGUAA